AUGGAACAAAAGAAGCCAACAAUCACUUUAAGGGAAGAUUCAUUGUACCAUGACCCCAUUGCCCUUGUCUUAUUUGGACAUAAUGCUCGAGUUUGGGACUGCUGUAUUUCUGAUGAUUUUAUUGUGACUGUCAGUGAGGAUUGUACAUGUUGUAUAUGGGGAAUUGAUGGUGAACAACUGCAAGUCAUUAGGGAGCACAUAGGAAGGGGUAUAUGGAGAUGUUUGUAUGAACCAAAAUUGUCACUUCUUAUAACUGCCGGGUUUGAUUCUGCUAUCAAGGUGCAUAGGCCUCCUGCUUUUCUAUCUGGGGGCUUGGAUGAAGCACAAUUGUCCCACGGAAGAACAAAAAUGUUUUCCAUUUGCGUCCCGCAUGUGUUGCAGCAUAUUGGAUUGACGGACAGCAAGAGUGAAUACGUUUGUUGUUUGCGUUUUUCCUCUCAGGAUUCUCUUUAUGCUGCUACCAAUCAUGGUUAUCUCUACCAUGCUAAAUUAUGUGAAACUGGAGGUGCUCAUUGGAAUCAGCUUGUUCAAGUCAGCAACGGGGCUCCAAUUAUCUGUAUGGAUUUAUUGUCCAAGGACUCAUUUGAACUUGGAUAUGGUGAUGAAGAUUGGAUCGCCAUUGGAGAUGGUAAGUCGAUUACUUUUAGGCAUCGCCAUCAACCUCACAUAGCUUACUCUUGGGCUUUCUUAUAA
This is a messenger RNA of Lathyrus oleraceus (garden pea), 693 nucleotides long. RefSeq lists its product as uncharacterized. Gene Ontology annotation, biological process: tRNA methylation. Gene Ontology annotation, molecular function: protein binding. The coding region runs from base 1 to 693 and encodes 230 amino acids. Gene Ontology annotation, cellular component: cytoplasm. The record is from RefSeq and is a predicted model, not a curated record. The transcript has a single exon. Lineage: Eukaryota; Viridiplantae; Streptophyta; Magnoliopsida; Fabales; Fabaceae.